CAUUGUGUCGGAGCAAUAAGGGCUUCAGCAGCCAUGUGGCGGCCCAAACGCUCCCAUUGGCUGCAGACUGUGAGAACCUCCAGCAAACUCCAGGCUCACACAUUCAUAUGGAGAUUUGGGAGUAUAAAUAGAGGGAGAGGAGAGAGAGUUGAGCACAGAUCUCAUCUGAUCCUAGCGGAGAACUGAACACAAGACACACAGCCAUGGCACCUACAAUCACUGGAUCAGUCAUCAGCAGAGAACAACUUCCACUCACAAACAAGCUGAGGAAGCCAAUUGUUGAAAAGAUGCGCAGAGACCGCAUCAACAGCUGCAUCGACCAGCUCAAGAGUCUCCUGGAGAAGGAGUUUCACAGCCACGACCCCAGCGCCAAACUGGAGAAGGCCGAUAUCCUGGAAAUGACUGUCAGCUUUUUCAAACAGCAGCGGCAGCAGCAGCAGCUUCCUCAGAGGGACUAUAAUGAAGGCUACUCUCACUGCUGGAGGGAGUCUGUCCACUUCCUCACUCUUCAUUCCACUGGAGGAGGAUCUGGGCGGGAGCUCCAGCAUCUCCACAACGCCCAGCAAACGAGUGCUGCUAUCGGCUCCGCUCCAUCAGGACCUUCCUCUAAACUGAGCACGGCUGGUUUGCAACAGCCUGACAUCAGGAGGCCCGUCUGGAGACCCUGGUAGAGAUGCGGUGAACCGUAAACCCUGAGGGACAGUCGUAUUAACGUCUCUCAUGAAAGUAGGAGAUUCAUUUCCAAGGUGUACGUUUGUGUUGUCAUCAUAUUGAUUGACAAAAACUUAAGACAAACAUGUGUUUGUCAAUAGAAAGAGGUGGAUUUAUGUGCUUCUUGUUCUGUUUUAAUAGCUCUUAAUGUGAUUUUUACCACAUGUGAUUACUUAAAUUGUUUUUUAUUGUGUAUAUGUUUUGAUGUAUGCAUAUUUAAUU
Sinocyclocheilus grahami is the source of this 933-nucleotide messenger RNA. Its product is annotated as transcription factor HES-5-like. Gene Ontology annotation, molecular function: protein dimerization activity; DNA binding. The coding region runs from base 204 to 671 and encodes 155 amino acids. The transcript is spliced from 2 exons. Lineage: Eukaryota; Metazoa; Chordata; Actinopteri; Cypriniformes; Cyprinidae. The record is from RefSeq and is a predicted model, not a curated record. Gene Ontology annotation, biological process: regulation of DNA-templated transcription.